AAAUAAGUGACAUCUGGCGGCGGGUAUUCGACGUAAACAAAACAGAAAUGGAUCAGCUUGAUGCCCUUUUCGGUGGAAAUCAACUCAGUAAUGGUGAUCUUUUACAGCAGAUUGCCUUACUGGCCUGGGUUAAAGGCGGUGAUAAUGGAAAACAACUCAUGGAGUCUGUAACUACUUUGAGGGUUGGCCGAGAGAUCUACAACAGACUCACAGGGGAGGCUCUUAUAGAACAGUAUAGGAAAGAAUGCAUACUCGGUAUUACAAAAUAUAUCAAGGACCAUCCCAGGGCUUCGGAAAAAGAAACCCAGGCCGAGGUGACAAAACAGAUCCAGUUAUUCGCUGCCCGUGUCUCUGCUUUGUGAUCUUCAACCAAUGACUCAUGACUGACCAACCACUCGGUGUUCUCCAUUCUGAUGUAAUCAUGGCAAAGAGGAAACAGUUCCGUUUUUCAUGAGGCUAGCGGAAUGAAAAUUGUCCACCUGUGGAGAACAUUGUCUUUCCUUGUGACCUUUCUGUUGAAGGACCUCUGGUAGGUUCUUGGACAAUGAAAGAUGGUUUUGUCAACUAAGUAGUGUACACUGUUCUAUUUUCAGUUAUUCAACUUAAAGUAAAUUACAACGAUGGUUUCAGUCACAUGUCAUAUGGGAUGUAUUGACUACAUGUGUUGAACCAUUGGUAUUCUAAGAUAAGAGCGUUGAAGCAAAUGUGCUGAUGCUGCGGAAGCUAACUAAUGAUGUCUAACUUAGUUUUCUAUAUUCGCUUGUUAUGGGACUAUCUUUUUUCCAAAUGGGGAAAUUAAGUUGGCCAAAUGUUUCAUUCUAUUUUGUUUAUUUUCAUUUACAUGUAACUG
Lineus longissimus is the source of this 850-nucleotide messenger RNA. RefSeq lists its product as uncharacterized. The transcript has 3 exons. NCBI's taxonomy places the organism in Eukaryota, Metazoa, Nemertea, Pilidiophora, Heteronemertea, Lineidae. The record is from RefSeq and is a predicted model, not a curated record. The coding region runs from base 48 to 362 and encodes 104 amino acids.